AUGAAAUUAAUUAAUGAUGCUAUUGAUGAAAUUGGUUUUACUCCUUAUCAUUUAAAAUUAUUCUUUUUAAAUGGUAUGGGUUAUUGGACUGAUACUCAAAUUACUUAUUUAGAAUCAAGUGUUAGAACUUUUAUCAAUUAUCAAUUUGGUUAUACUUAUGCUAUUUCAAAUGAAAUGUUAGCUGCCGGUUUAUUAAUUGGUGCUUUAUUUUGGGGAUUUUCAGCUGAUUUAAUCGGUAGAAAAGUUGCUUUUAAUCUUUCAUUAUUCCUUUCUGCUAUAUUUACUAUCUUAACUGGUACUAUGGGAACUAUGGCAUCUUAUUGUAUUUUUGUUUUCCUUUAUUGUUUUGCAGCUGGUGGUAAUUUAGUAUUAGAUACUUGUGUUUUCUUAGAAUUUUUACCUCAUAAAGAUCAAUGGUUAUUAACUUUUUUUGCUUUCUUUUGGGGUAUUGGUCAAACUGUGGCUGUUUUAUUAGCUUAUGCUUUCUUACCAAACAAUUCUUGUGAAUCUGCUGAUUAUUGUCCAUCUCAUAUUAAUAGAGGUUGGAGAUAUGUCUAUUAUGUUAAUGGUUGUAUUGUUUUAUUCAUGGCUGUUUGUCGUAUUACUUUUAUUAGAUUAAAAGAAACUCCAAAAUUUUUAAUUUCAAAUAAUAGAGAUGCUGAAGCUGUUCAAGUUUUACAAGAAAUUGCUACUAAAUAUAAUAGAACAUGUUCUUUAACUCUUGAACAAUUAACUGAAUUAGGUGAUAUUAGUUGUAAUGAUGAUUAUAGAAAACAUCAAACUUUUAAAGGUAUUUUCACUUUAGUUAAACAUCAUUUAAGUAUUCUUUUUGCCAAUAAAAAGAUUGCUAGAUCAACUGCUUUGGUUUUCAUUUCUUGGUUCUUAUUAGGUAUUUCUUAUCCAUUAUAUUCUUCAUUCUUACCAGUUUAUUUAGCUACUAGAGGUGCUGAUAUUAGUGCAUCCACUGUUCAUGGAGUUUACCGUGAUAAUUUAAUCAGUAAUGUUUGUUCAAUGGCUGGACCAUUAAUUGCUGGUGGAUUGAUUUAUUUCUUCCCAAGAUUAGGUCGUCGUGGUGUAUUAUGUAUUGGAGGUGUUAGUGCUAUGGCAUUCUUAUUUGGUUAUACUGCUAUUAGAAAUAGAGCCCAAAAUGUUGCCUUAUCAUCAAUUUCAUUUGCUGCCAUUUAUAUCUAUUAUGCUGUAUUAUAUGCUUAUACUCCCGAAGUUUUCCCAUCCCUGGCUAGAGCAACUGGUAAUGCUCUUGCCGUUGCAAGUACUAGAGUUGCCACUUGUAUUGUUCCAGUGAUUGCUUAUUUUUCAAAUACUUCAUCUCAAGUACCAAUUUGGAUCUGUGGUGCCUUUGUUGGAAUCAUUGGUAUCUUAGCCCUCUUUUUCCCAUUCGAACCAUCAAAGAGUCGUGUUGUUUAA
Scheffersomyces coipomensis is the source of this 1425-nucleotide messenger RNA. RefSeq names its product inorganic phosphate transporter. Gene Ontology annotation, molecular function: transmembrane transporter activity. Gene Ontology annotation, cellular component: membrane. Gene Ontology annotation, biological process: transmembrane transport. The transcript has a single exon. Bases 1 to 1425 code for a protein of 474 amino acids. The record is from RefSeq and is a predicted model, not a curated record. Lineage: Eukaryota; Fungi; Ascomycota; Pichiomycetes; Serinales; Debaryomycetaceae.